CCCUUCUCUCUCUCUUCCCUUACCACCCCACACAGAAAAGAAAGGAAAGAGAUUGAAAUUGAACAUCAAAAUCAAACUAUGGUAAACUCACUAAAUUAUUUGGGAAGACAAACAAAAGAAUGAGAAAGCUCCCCUUUUUCUUUUGUUACUCCUGCCCCCAAACAAAACAGUCCCAUUACAAUUUAGGGAAUGAAAUUGCCAACACACAGAAAGCCAAAGGGGCAACAAGAAAGGAGAAGAAAACCCUGCAAAACCCACCACCCAUAGCAAUAGCACUGUGGUAUUUUGCCUUUGUUUCUGCCAUAUUCAGGAGAAAGUUUCCUGCUUUUCAAGAUGCCAAGGCCAGGCCCUCGACCUUACGAGUGCGUGAGGAGAGCUUGGCACAGCGAGAGGCACCAACCCAUGAGAGGUUCCAUCAUUCAGCAGAUUUUCAGGUUCUGGGUUGUCUCCGUUUUCGUUGCUUUCUGAUUUUUUUGCAUGUUUCAGCUGCCCAAGUUUAUGCAUUUUAUCGAUUGCCCACCACGUGUUUGAUUAGGGUCGUCAACGAGGCUCACAGCUCUGCGACUAAGAAGAACAAGGAAUGGCAGGAGAAGCUUCCUACGGUUGUUCUCAAGGCAGAAGAAAUCAUGUACUCCAAAGCCAAUUCGGAGGCAGAGUAUUUGAAUCCUGAUACGCUCUGGGAGCGCUUGAAUGAUGCCAUUAACACUAUCAUACGGAGAGAUGAGAGUACUGAAACGGGAGAGCUUUUGCCUCCGUGUGUUGAAGCUGCACUUAACCUGGGCUGCAAACCUGUAAGAGCUUCAAGAAGCGAAAGGCACAAUAACCCCAGAACUUACCUAUCCCCAAGAGCGCAAGAACCAGCUCCUGGAUCUCCUAAGGCUGUUGUGGAACUACGCCCUCAGUUUUCAACUCUUCAGUCUGGCAAUCCGUUAGACUUAGCAAAGUCUCAGGUUGCUGUUUCAGCACUUCCCAUAUCGGAUUCUGGUAAGCUUGCGCAGCAAAAUCAUCGGUUGAUGGGCUCAUGUAACUAUCCCUCCUCAGAUACUUUUCCUGCUGCACGUCACCAACAAUUGACAAUGGAAACCAACCCAUCUAUGAAUUUGGGUUCUGUUUAUCCCUUGUAUUAUGGAACUCAGUAUGAAUCCAAACAACCUGGGCUAAAGAUGACCUCAGAAAACACAUCAUCUGAUCAAAUCUUUGUUGGCACACCGAUUAUCACGCCGAUCCCAGAGCCAGCCAGUUUUGGUCAAUUGCAAAAACUCUCCUAUAGCAGAUCCCAAUAUGCUGAGAUUCAGGAGACGCCACCUGAGAGGGAAUGUGAUUUAUCUUUGAGACUGGGUCUGAGUUUGCAUCCGUGUUCCAACAGAGACAAAAGUUCAGCACGUGAAACUGAAGAUGUUGGCUGUGUUAGUUUAAGAAGUUCUCAGGAGGUCAACAAGUAUAGUCAUCUGUCUUUGCAGACAAAUAAGGAGGUUUGCUUUUAUCCUAAAGGGACGGGUUUCAAUACCUUUGACUGCAGUUAUACAAGAUGCAAUACAGAGGGUGAAUAUCAGAACUUGGAGGCAACUUCUCGGAAGCGCAAGGCUCCUUUAUUUAACAAUGAGGGGGAUGAUGGACAAUUUUGCCGGCAGCUAGGAGUCCCAUCCAACCAGAUUCCUGAGAGAAGCCAGGGGCCAGCUUUUGUGGCUAUUCAAUGUCCAUGCCCGAACCUUGCUUUGGACCACAGGCAGUCAACAGCAUCACUUGGUAUUGACACUUAACAUUCAGUCUGAUUAAAGUAUGUUUGAUCAAGUCUGGUGGUUUUUAGACAAUGUUUCAAUGAAUUGACAAGAACCUGAAAUGGCUCUUGAGGGAUUAACUGCGUAGAGCUUUUGGUCCCAACAUUUUGAGAAUUGACUUUUUGUGUAAAUAUACUAUUUGAUAAUUGAAAACGUAUAGUCCUUAGAUUUAUUUUCUUAUCCAAAUUAGUCUCUCAAAAUUUGUAACUUGUGACACACGUACUGAGAUAAUCCCUUAAAGUGGGAUCAA
Messenger RNA from Prosopis cineraria, 2028 nucleotides. RefSeq lists its product as uncharacterized. The transcript is spliced from 4 exons. Lineage: Eukaryota; Viridiplantae; Streptophyta; Magnoliopsida; Fabales; Fabaceae. The coding region runs from base 120 to 1760 and encodes 546 amino acids. Gene Ontology annotation, molecular function: transcription coregulator activity. Gene Ontology annotation, biological process: regulation of DNA-templated transcription. The record is from RefSeq and is a predicted model, not a curated record.